UCGCCUGUGCGAUAUAGUUUUGUGGAGUCACGACGCGGCUAUCAGGAAUAAAUACAGCUGUUAGCUAGUACGAUUACCAUUAACAUUUUGCGAGUCGCUCGGAGCAGCCAAAUUACCUCUGGGUCUGGAGCUGAUAACACGGUCGUAGUCUUCACAUCACUAUAAGCGCAUAUUUCUGACCUCUGGAAUGGCUGCCAAAAAACUGGAUGCCAUCAUCUUCGGGGCCUCCGGGUUCACCGGAAAGUACACUGUCUUCGAGGCGGUGAGCGUGCUGAAGGGCCUGAGUUGGGGCAUCGCCGGUCGCAAUCAGGAGAAGCUGCAGUCGGUGCUGAAAGAGAUGGGGGCAAAGUCCAAGACAGACCUCUCACAAACACCCAUCGUGAUUGCGGAUGUGAACAACGAGGCUUCGCUGCUGGAGAUGGCCAAGCGCUGCCGGAUUGUGGUCAAUACGGCUGGACCGUAUCGGUUCUUCGGCGAGAAGGUCGUGAAGGCCUGCAUAGAGGCGGGCACACACCAUGUUGAUGUCAGCGGAGAGCCACAGUACAUGGAGACCAUGCAACUGCGCUACCACGAUCUCGCCAAGGAGCGUGGCGUAUACGUGAUCAGCGCCUGUGGCUUUGACUCCAUUCCCGCCGACAUGGGCGUCACCUUUGUGGAGAAGAAUUUUGACGGCGUCGUUAACUCGGUUGAGAACUUUGUCCACAUGGGCGUCAAGGGAGGCACCAAGGGAACGGGCAGUGCUGCCCUGAACACCGGAACAUGGGAGAGCGCCAUCCAUGCCAUCGCCAACCGGAGAGAGUCGGUGGCCAUUCGCCGGAAGCUGUUCCCCGAGCGCCUGCCCAAGUUCCAGCCGAGUUUGAAGGCACGAUCGCCGCUUUCCCGUGCCGUCGAGGUGGACAACAAGGUUAUCCUGCCGUUCCCCGAAACAGAUCGCUCGGUGGUGAUGCGCUCGCAGCGAUUCCUGUACGAGCAGGAGAAGAAGCGUCCCGUCCAGAUGCAGGCCUAUAUGACCUACCCCUCGUGGUUCGCGGCCAGUGUUGUUGUGCUCUUCGCCUCUGUCAUUGGAAUUCUGGCCAAAUUCUCCUUUGGCCGGCAGCUGCUGCUUAAGUACCCCGGCGUCUUCUCCGGCGGCAUGGCCUCCCGGGAAGGUCCCAGCGAGGCUAGGAUGGAGCGCUCUUUCUUCAGGAUGACCAUGAAGGCCACCGGCUGGCCCAAGUCCGAACAACUGGCCGAGAGCUCGGACCAGUACAGCUCUCCGCCAACGAAGACUUUAACCGUGCAAGUUACUGGUCCCAAUCCCGGCUAUGGCUCCACCUGUGUCGCCCUGCUCUCCACGGCUAAGACCAUCCUUAACGAAAGCGACAAGAUGCCCGGUACCGGCGGAGUCCUGCCACCAGGUGCUGCAUUCCGGAAAACCAAUCUUAUUAGCGAACUGGAGAAGCACGAGCACGGCAUUAAGUUCGAGAUUGUGGCGAACAAGUAAUGUCAAAUAUGACUUCUAGUUGAAUUGUUAAUCAUUAAAAAUACUAGGUGUGAUACAAAUAAAAGUAUUUAUGAGUUACGUUCCUUUAAAA
Molecule: messenger RNA, 1574 nt
Organism: Drosophila biarmipes
Lineage: Eukaryota; Metazoa; Arthropoda; Insecta; Diptera; Drosophilidae
Product: saccharopine dehydrogenase-like oxidoreductase
Exons: 1
Coding region: 188-1483 (431 amino acids)
Biological process (GO): glycolipid biosynthetic process
Cellular component (GO): mitochondrion; plasma membrane; lipid droplet
Source: RefSeq, a predicted model, not a curated record